Penicillium canariense is the source of this 2214-nucleotide messenger RNA. RefSeq names its product aromatic amino acid ammonia-lyase. Bases 1 to 2214 code for a protein of 737 amino acids. Gene Ontology annotation, cellular component: cytoplasm. Lineage: Eukaryota; Fungi; Ascomycota; Eurotiomycetes; Eurotiales; Aspergillaceae. The record is from RefSeq and is a predicted model, not a curated record. Gene Ontology annotation, biological process: L-phenylalanine catabolic process. Gene Ontology annotation, molecular function: ammonia-lyase activity. The transcript has a single exon.
AUGACAAGUCCCAAGCAAUCGGCUCACAUGAACGCCACGCUGCAGAUUUGGAGGCUCCUGCAGGGUUUGGUGAAAAAGGAGCAAAGAAUUGUCCUCGACGGCAGCAGCCUCGAUAUUGCCUCCAUCGUCGCCGUUGCCCGGCAUGGAGUCAAGCCCACUACCAGCCAGGACGAACAGCUCCUCAAGCAGCUUGAUCUCUCCGUUAAUACCUUGGCUGAUUAUCUCGCACAUAAUUUGGUUGUCUACGGGGUCAACACCGGCUUCGGCGGAAGUGCCGACACUAGGACCAACGAGCACAUUGACCUACAAACCCAUUUGCUUCAGUUUAUCCAGAGUGGAAUUAUCACCGCCGCCGACAAGGAUCCGGCAAGCAACUGGGAGCGGGAGCCAUCCCACAUCAUGCCUCCUGCCUGGGUUCGAGGCGCCAUCGUCGCUCGAGCCAACCAGAACCUCAGGGGUCAUAGUGCCAUCCGCAGGACAGUGAUCAAGAGCCUGAUUGACCUGCUGUAUAACGACAUUACCCCUAUAGUUCCGCUGAGGGGGACAAUUUCUGCCUCUGGAGACCUUAUGCCCAUGGCGUAUAUUGCUGGAGCAAUAACCGGCAAUCCAGAUGUCUAUGUCCAGGUAGGCAAGGGCACAAACGUCAAGGUCAUGACUUCCUCAGAGGCGUUAGUGGUAAGCGGGCUCUCGCCGUCCGGGCUCGGACCAAAAGAGGCGCUUGGCCUAAUAAAUGGUACUGCUCCGUCUGUAGCAGUGGCCAGUCUGGUGUUGUAUGAUACACAGCAGCUUGCGCUGUUAUCUCAAAUAUUGACAGCUUUUGCGGCCGAGUCUCUGGGCGGAAAUGUCGAGUGGGCUCAGCCCUUUAUUCACGCCACUCGGCCUCAUCCUGGGCAGAUUGAAGUGGCGAGCAAUAUUCGGCGCUUCCUGAAGGGCUCGAAGUUUGUUGUUGGCUUAGAUUCCAGGAAAAGGACCGGCGAUGGACUCUGGCAAGAUCGCUACUCAACGAGAACAGCUCCCCAAUGGAUUGGUCCGUACCUCGAGGACCUUCUACUCGCGCAACGACAGAUAGAGGUGGAGCUCAAUUCCACAUCCGAUAAUCCUCUAGUGGACACUAGCAAGCGAGAUGGCAUCUCUAGUGGAGAAGUGUACUCGGGUGGAAAUUUCCAAGCAGCUGUCGUCACGUCGGCCAUGGACAAAGCGCGUCUGGCUAUCCAGAUGAUUGGGCGCAUGCUGUGGUCCCAAGUUACCGAGAUAAUCAACCCUGCCACCAACAACGGAAUUGAGGCCAACCUAAAUGCCAGUGCACAAGAGAAUUACACCAUGAAGGGCAUCGAUAUCAACAUGUCGGCCUACAUGUCUGAGCUAGCGGCUCUAGCACAUCCCGUUUCCGCCCAUGUUAUGUCGGCCGAGAUGCAUAAUCAGGGCAUCAACUCCCUAGCUUUGAUAUCAGCCCGGCGCACUAUGGAGGCCGUGGACCUGCUGGCACACAUGAGUGCCUGUCAUCUCUAUGUCUCGUGUCAGGCUGUCGAAUUGCGUGCAAACCACAUUCGAUUCCUUUCGGUGCUCCGCAACAAGGUGGAAGACACCACGGAAUAUGGUGCCUUGCAUGGGCUCGGACUGGAAGCUUCGCAGAUCACAAAACUAGCGACCUCGCUAUUUCCCGUGGUCGAGACGACGUGGUAUCAGUGGAACUCCAAUACAUGGAAGGAGCGUAUCUCGCACGUGGUUGAGGCCGUCAUGUCGCCAGUCACCGACUUUCUGUCUACGGACAAACAAGAGUGCUCAGUCUCGGCACUCGUCACCUUUAAGAUGCAUUUUGAAGGCGUCAUUUCCAAUACUGCCAAAGACAUCUUCUACCCCAGCGCGACAAUUUCUCCCACGGAAGUUGCCUCGCAGCUGGGCGAGACAACCGCACAACUCUAUAACUGGGUGCGCUUGGAGCUAGGUAUACCCCUGCAUUGUGGUAUUAAAGACGAUCCCUUGUACAACGCCCAGAAGGGUCUUCCCACGGAGGGCAAGAAGUCCAUUGGAAGCUGGGUGAGCAUGUUGUAUGAGAGUCUGUUGAUGAGGGGCGGGAUGAUGGACAUGGUUUUACAGAGCUUGGAUACACAGCAAAAUUUGGGAACGCUCGAGGAGUCGAGGGUCGGUAAAGAAGUGAAGAGGGUAGCUAGCCAACAGAAAAGGGCUAAGUUGAACAGUAGGAUUGGGUUGUAA